CCAAGUCACACGUUAACUCAUUCCCUCCAGGCCAAGGAUUAAAUCCUGUCCAUGUAGGGGUCAGGGCUUCUGCAGACCCUGAGAGCAAAGCACCCCACCCCCAAGUGAGGGGAGGCUCGAGGGAAAGGGAGGGACAGAACACAGGGAGAGAGAGAAGGAAGGAGGGGCCGCCAGCCGGGUUCCUGUCCCCCCACAGAGCCAGCUCAGAUUCGGCUCUAGGAACAAGUCAGCCACAGAAGCGGCGGCAGCUUCUCUCCUCCAGCUAAGGACAGCAGGCACACAGACGCACGGACAGAGGUGCUAGGCGGAAGUCCUCAGCCCCCAGCCGUUCGGCCGGGCCUGGCCCCAUGGCCUUCAACGACCUCCUGCAGCAGGUGGGGGGUGUCGGCCGCUUCCAGCAGAUCCAGGUCACUCUGGUGGCCCUCCCCCUGCUCCUGAUGGCCUCCCACAACACGCUGCAGAACUUCACCGCGGCCAUCCCUACCCACCACUGCCGCCCGCCCGCCGAGGCCAACUUCAGCCAGGACGGGGGGCUGGAGGCCUGGCUGCCCCGGGACGGACAGGGGCAGCCCGAGUCCUGCCUCCGCUUCACCGUCCCCCGGCGGGGACCACCCUUUCCCAACAGCACAGACGCCAACAGCACGGGGGCCACAGAGCCCUGCACCAACGGCUGGAUCUAUGACAACAGCACCUUCCCCUCCACCAUCGUGACUGAGUGGGACCUCGUGUGCUCUAACAGGGCCUUACGCCAGCUGGCCCAGUCCUUGUACAUGGUAGGGGUGCUUCUUGGAGCCAUGGUGUUUGGGUACCUGGCAGACAGGCUGGGCCGCCGGAAGGUGCUGAUCUUGAACUACCUGCAGACAGCCGUGUCAGGCACCUGUGCAGCCUUCGCUCCCAACUUCCCUGUCUACUGUGCCUUCCGGCUCCUCUCGGGCAUGUCGCUGGCUAGCAUCGCCCUCAACUGCAUGACACUGAGUUUGGAGUGGAUGCCCAUCCACACGCGGGCUUGUGUGGGCACCCUGAUAGGCUACGUCUACAGCCUGGGCCAGUUCCUCCUGGCCGGUGUGGCUUAUGCUGUGCCCCACUGGCGCCACCUGCAGCUGCUGGUCUCCGUGCCUUUCUUCGGCUUCUUCAUCUACUCCUGGUUCUUCAUCGAGUCUGCCCGCUGGCAAUCCUCCUCUGGGAGGCUAGACCUCACCUUGAAGACCCUGCAGAGAGUGGCCUGGAUCAAUGGGAAGCGGGAAGAGGGGACCAAGCUAAGUAUGGAGGUGCUCCGGGCCAGUCUGCAGAAGGAGCUGACCAUGGGCAAAGGCCAGGCAUCCGCCCUGGAGUUGCUGCGCUGCCCCGCCCUUCGCCACCUCUUCCUCUGCCUCUCCAUGCUGUGGUUUGCCACUAGUUUUGCAUACUAUGGGCUGGUUAUGGACCUGCAGGGCUUUGGGGUCAGCAUCUACCUAAUCCAGGUGAUUUUUGGUGCUGUGGACCUGCCUGCCAAGCUUGUGGGCUUCCUUGUCAUCAACUCUCUGGGCCGCCGGCCUGCCCAGAUGGCCUCCCUGCUGCUGGCAGGCAUCUGCAUCCUGGUCAAUGGGGUGAUACCCCAGGAUCAGUCCAUGGUCCGAACCUCCCUUGCCGUUCUGGGGAAAGGCUGCCUGGCUACCUCCUUCAACUGCAUCUUCCUAUACACUGGGGAGCUGUACCCCACGGUGAUCCGAACGGGAUGCAAAAUUCGAGAGAGGUCAAAGAAAGGCCAGGCUGCCCUAGGCUACUCGGAACCAGCAGGGUCAUGGUCACCGUCCCGUGCCUGCAUGGGACUUCAGGGGAACGAGCAACAGUAGAAAGCACUCACUAUGUGCCAGGCACCGUCUUAACCUUUUUGACAAAUAUCAACUCAUUUCGUCCGCAGAGCAAGCCUAUAAGGUAGGUGCUAUGGCUAUUCCCAUUUGAUGAGUGAGAAAAGUGAGCCACAGAAAGGUUAGGUGAUUUGCCCAAGGUCACACAGCUUGUAAGUGGGGAAGCUUGGAUUUGAACUCAAGCACUUUGUCUCCUGAGUCAAUGUUUUUAACCUCUGCUUUCAUAGAGAAGGUUCUGAACAUAGUCUCAACGUGCAGUCUCCAGGUCCUCUCCCCUGGGGAUUCUAAUCCAAUAGGACUGUUUGCUCCAGAGCAACUAUAACUCAAAAUCCACCCCACCCCACCCCCACCCUGCCCCAGUGAUCUGAGCACCACCGGCCUAACUGAACUGUCUGAUUUGACAGCUCAGGAAACUGAGGCCCAGAGAUGAAAAGGGACUCUUCCUAAGGUCACACAGCAGGUUAAGGGCCGAGGCGAAAUUCAGUCUCCUGAUUCUUUGGCCAGAGCCUUUCCCCACGUGUUUUUGGUUUUUAUGGUUGUCUGUUGUUGUUUUUUUUAAUCUCCAAAACAGGGAUGC
Molecule: messenger RNA, 2424 nt
Organism: Leopardus geoffroyi (Geoffroy's cat)
Lineage: Eukaryota; Metazoa; Chordata; Mammalia; Carnivora; Felidae
Product: solute carrier family 22 member 6
Exons: 9
Coding region: 348-1832 (494 amino acids)
Biological process (GO): transmembrane transport
Cellular component (GO): membrane
Source: RefSeq, a predicted model, not a curated record